Messenger RNA from Diplodia corticola, 822 nucleotides. Its product is annotated as glutathione s-transferase. Lineage: Eukaryota; Fungi; Ascomycota; Dothideomycetes; Botryosphaeriales; Botryosphaeriaceae. The transcript is spliced from 3 exons. The coding region runs from base 1 to 822 and encodes 273 amino acids. The record is from RefSeq and is a predicted model, not a curated record.
AUGUCCCCAACGCCCAAACUAAUCCUCUAUCGCGGCUGGGACGACCCGGGCAACUACGUCUGGUCGCCGUUCGUCACCAAAGUCGAGCUGCGCCUCCGUGCAGCAGGAGUCGAAUACAAAGCUGCCUCAGGCUCCGUCAAGUCCGCGCCUCGCGGCAAGAUCCCUUACCUAACCAUCAACGAGACCGAGAGCCUCAGCGACUCGACUCUCAUCAUCGAGAACUUGACUUCCACCGGCCUCCUCCCCGAUGUCAACGCCACACUUGGUCCUGCCCAGCGCGCCCACGACCGCGCUCUCUGCGCUCUGCUCGAGGACAAACUGUAUUUCUACCACGUGAGCGCAGUCGUCGCAAGUAACUACUACGCCAUGCGCGACCAUGUGCUGUGCGCUCUGUCUUAUCCGGUGCGUGUCGUUGUCGGUUUGCUCAUCCACCGUGGCGUCAAGAGCCACCUUCAUGGCCAGGGCACGGGCCGCUUCACCGCCGAAGAGAUCGCCGCUUUCAGGCGACAGAUCUGGGAAAGCUUCGACGACCUGCUGAGGGAAGCGAAGGGAAAGCAAAGCGGCACCGCCGACGGAGAAAAGCCGUUUUGGAUCAUGGCUGGUGACGGUCCCACCGAGGCGGAUACGGUGCUCUUUGGCUUCGUUGUUUCCGUGCUCAUUUGUACUGCCUCCCCGGAGUCGCAGGAAGUCGUGCGCAGUUUUCCGACGGUUCUUGAGUACGCAGAGAAUCCAUGGUCGUUUCUUCCCAGAUUACAGGCACUGGGAGUGACCGCACGGAAUAUGGCAUUGGAUCAGUCCCUGAUGUUUGGAAAUACUCGUUGA